This is a messenger RNA of Cannabis sativa, 1077 nucleotides long. Its product is annotated as ethylene-responsive transcription factor ERF109-like. The transcript has a single exon. Gene Ontology annotation, molecular function: DNA binding; DNA-binding transcription factor activity. The record is from RefSeq and is a predicted model, not a curated record. Bases 83 to 952 code for a protein of 289 amino acids. Gene Ontology annotation, biological process: regulation of DNA-templated transcription; ethylene-activated signaling pathway. Lineage: Eukaryota; Viridiplantae; Streptophyta; Magnoliopsida; Rosales; Cannabaceae.
AUCUCUCUAUCUUAAUUUCAAUUCCAAAAUAAACCCAAAAAUUGAAAACCAAAUAACACACUCUCUUCACUCUCUCUUCACUAUGAAUAAGUCAUCAAAACGAUCCAAGCUCUCCGAUUCUCCAUCUCCGCCGCCAUUUUUGGACCCUCCGACUCGUCGACUCACUAACGAACAAGAGCUUUCCAUUAUAGUCUCUGCUCUUCGAAACGUUGUCUCCGGCACAGCCUCAGAAGCUCCUUUUGAUUUCAACAACACAGAUGAUCAGUACUUUCAACAAUUCCAUGGGGAUGCGAAUUUGAUUGGACCUUCCGAUUUCGACACGUGUCAGGUUUGUAAGAUCCAAGGGUGUCUCGGGUGUAAUUUUUUCCCGCCUUCACAAGAUGAAAUCACGAUCAGUAAGAGUAAUGGUAAUAAUAAGAAGAAAGCUAUUCCGAAAAAGAGGGUGAAGAAAAAUUACAGAGGAGUUAGACAACGACCUUGGGGAAAAUGGGCGGCUGAGAUUCGAGACCCGAGAAAAGCUAGUCGGGUUUGGUUAGGGACUUUCAAUACAGCUGAGGAUGCAGCUCGAGCCUAUGAUAAAGCCGCCAUUGAAUUUCGUGGACCACGAGCUAAGCUUAAUUUUCCAUUUCCAGAUAAUUCUUUGCUUGAUCAGAACGUAAAUUCUCAGCCAGAAUUACCAGAACAGAGUAACACUGCAACUACAACGACAACGACAUCGACAUCGGCAUCACCGCCAAUCUCAUUUCAUCAAAACAAUAUUAAUGUAAUAAACUAUGAGAAUCAUCAACGAAGCGAUGACGCGGGAAUCGGAUCAAUAGAAAAUGAAUUCUUCUCAUUUGGUGAUAAUGAUGAUGAUGACGAACUUCAGAAAUGGAUGACAACUAUGAUGGAUUGUACGGCCGAUCAUAAUUCAUCGGAUUCAGGGAAUGGUUCUGGACUUUUUCAUUAUUAGGCCAUUUUUCUGUGUGUGAUGAAUUUUAGGUAAAAGUCACAAUUGUUCUUUUUAAAGGGGUUGAAAAAUAAUUAUAUUUUCUUCCCCUAACUGUUUGUAUAUAUUAUUUUCUAUUUCUAGUCCAA